Messenger RNA from Penicillium manginii, 1575 nucleotides. Its product is annotated as MFS general substrate transporter. Lineage: Eukaryota; Fungi; Ascomycota; Eurotiomycetes; Eurotiales; Aspergillaceae. The transcript is spliced from 7 exons. Gene Ontology annotation, biological process: transmembrane transport. The record is from RefSeq and is a predicted model, not a curated record. Gene Ontology annotation, molecular function: transmembrane transporter activity. Gene Ontology annotation, cellular component: membrane. The coding region runs from base 1 to 1575 and encodes 524 amino acids.
AUGAACAUCGCCGCAGACAAACCGCGCGAGAGCUUCUCGGAGUUCAUGGAUUCAAAAACGAAUCUCAAGCCUGAGCCUCGUAUCACUGGGACUGUCAAUCUGAUUGAGGAUGGAGAAAUAAUUCUGAUCCCCCGACCGACGGCUGAUCCUCAAGACCCUCUAAAUCUCCCGGAAUGGCACAAAUGGCUUAUACUGGUCAUCGUCGCACUAUAUGCCAUGACCGGCAAUCUGCUCGCUAGCGGAAUCGGUGUCUUGGUUCCUCAGCUCAACAAAGUGUACAACAACGAUCCCCGGGUAUCUGAUCUAGUGACUUGGCCAGCCUUCUACAUGGGAGUGGGAAAUCUCAUUGCCAUGCCGAUCGCGGACGCAGUCGGCCGUCGUCCUGUCUACCUGAUUUCAAACCUGAUCAUGAUUGCCGGUGCCAUUUGGUGCUCUUACUCGGACAGUUUGGGGUCGCAUAUCGGAGGUCGUGACUUUAUGGCGUUGGCAGCCGGUCAAAGUGAAGCACUUUGUGUCCUGAUUGCAGAGGAAACCUUCUUCCUGCACCAACGCGGAAAUCGAAUCGCAUGGUUCUGCUCUCUGCAAACCCUGGGAACAGCACUCUUCAUCAUCGCCUCUUCAUACAUCAGCAAUGAGAUAGGAUGGAGAUGGUGGUAUGGUAUCUUCGCCAUUAUCACCGGCUUCACCUUUUUCGUUUCCAUUCUAUUCGUUCCGGAGACAAAGUACGACAGAGACUUGGACAGCUUUUUCGGCGGAAAUGAUGAAUCCCCGGAUGGGAAGGUGAUUGCCUCCCAGAGACGCAAUCUGGACUUUGUAAAUUUCAAGCGGAGAUCAUUCUGGACGGAUAUUAAGCCAUGGGGAGCUGUCAAGCCUCGAUGGAAAGAAGUUCCAAAGUUCUGGUAUCACCUGGGACAACUCAUUCUUUUCCCUUCUGUAUUCUGGCUAGUUCUGUGCAGCGGCGCGCUACUGGGAACCUACAUCCUGAUGUCGGCUGUGUUCGCCGAGGUUUUGGUAGCCCCCCCAUACAGCUUCAACCCGAACUACUUGGGUUUUGUGAUGGGUGGUCAAGCUGUCGUUGCAUUUGUGGUGCAGCCCAUUGCAGGUUAUGGUAGCGAUAUCAUCCUGAAAGCACUCACAAAAAGAAACAAUGGCAUCAGCGAGCCCGAGUACAGACUUAUCCCUGGCCUGAUCCCGGCGGCAGUUGGAAUCGUCUCAUGUAUAAUUUACGGUCGCUCCUGUCAGUUUCCCGAGGACUGGGCUUGGACAGGUGUUGUCAUUACGAUGAACGCACUCUUCUACAGCUUUGUCAGUGUUGUGGUCCUUGGAUUCGUCUAUACAAUGGACUGUUAUCCACAACGUGGCCAUGUCGCAAUGGUUGCUCUAUGUGCUGGACGAGGUUUCAUUUCCUUCGGUAUCUCAUAUGGAACUACAGCAUUUGUGCGGAUGUCUGGCUAUGAUGGUGCACUGGAUAUCUGCGCCAUUGUAAUCGGUGUUCUCACGGCCAUCGGUUUUGUGGUUUACUUCUUUGGAAAGGCCUUUAGAAAAUUCACUCAACGCUGGGCCGUUGACGAGUAG